Messenger RNA from Kuraishia capsulata CBS 1993, 438 nucleotides. RefSeq lists its product as uncharacterized. Gene Ontology annotation, biological process: endoplasmic reticulum to Golgi vesicle-mediated transport. The record is from RefSeq and is a predicted model, not a curated record. The transcript is spliced from 2 exons. The coding region runs from base 1 to 438 and encodes 145 amino acids. Lineage: Eukaryota; Fungi; Ascomycota; Pichiomycetes; Pichiales; Pichiaceae.
AUGAGUUCUAGUCGAUUUUCGUCAAAGGCGUAUCAGCGGGAUCUACGGACGUCGCUCUUCACAACACAGGAUGCUCAGGCCCAGCCGCAGCAGUUCGCUGAAGAGCGGCCUGCCUCCCCAUACGGGAAUCCAUCUGCUAAGGACUACAAUGCAUCGAUGUUAUCGCACCUCGAAUCGCAGAAUGAGGAUGAGUAUAGUUCAAUGAGUGACAAACUGGUGAUGCUUAAAGACUUGGGUAAUCGGAUGGGGGAUGAAAUCCGUAAAUCGAAUCUGGACAUAUCAAAUUUGAACUCUAAUUUGGAUACCGCAAGGCUGCGGUUGAAAUCGACGUUUGGAAGGAUGAUGACCAUGGCGAAAUCGUCUGGGAUUGGUUGGAGAAACUGGUUGGUCUUUUUUGCAGUGGUGUGUUUCUUGUUUUUCCUAGUGUGGGUGUUCUGA